CAGACAAAUACAUUUUGGUGCAUCGAACCUGCUCCCCUGCGCAUGUCAACAGACCAAUCUAUCAGAAACGUCACAGGUUCCAAACAAAAGUGUAUAAAACUUCGGUUUCCCAAUUAUUUUCGAUCAAACAAUUUUUUUUGGGACAAUAAACAUGGCAGAUGGUGUCAAGCAGGAGAACAAAAUCGACGAGAGUGAGAACUACAACAUGGAAAAUAAUACUGAUCCCAAGAAUGUCCAGGAGCUGACGCAAUUCGUACAGACACUUCUCCAGGGCAUGCAGGACAAGUUCCAAACGAUGUCGGACCAGAUUAUUGGGAGAAUAGAUGAAAUGGGGACUCGAAUAGACGACCUGGAGAAAAAUAUUGCUGAUCUGAUGACGCAGGCUGGUGUAGAGGGUGCAGAGAAAUGAACCAGAGUUCAUUAGUCAUCAAAAAAAUGAUUCUCAUUAAUUGAUAGCCCACAUCGAAGCACGGUACUGCAAUCAUUGCGACAUUAAACACACCUUGAUCACCUACUGUCAAGAUUUUCAAUAAAGUAUUAUUUUUCAAA
Molecule: messenger RNA, 549 nt
Organism: Diachasmimorpha longicaudata
Lineage: Eukaryota; Metazoa; Arthropoda; Insecta; Hymenoptera; Braconidae
Product: heat shock factor-binding protein 1-like
Exons: 3
Coding region: 152-409 (85 amino acids)
Biological process (GO): cellular heat acclimation
Cellular component (GO): nucleus; cytosol
Molecular function (GO): transcription corepressor activity
Source: RefSeq, a predicted model, not a curated record